AUGGAUACCGAACUGGCCGGCAUUUGGUCCACCCUGAUCGUCAGCACCGCCAAGACUCUGCCCGCAGGACGCGGCCCUUGGUUCGGGCUCGGCGCCGGCCUACUCAAGAAAGGCGAGUUUGAGAUCAAGAUCAUAAAACAUCCCAAGCCGACGAAGGCCUCAUCUCCCUCCGAAGCCAACGCCCGGCCGACUGAGCCUCUAUCACCCAGCUUCCCUAGAGUCUUCGCAGGCCCACUGAUCUUAACCUCCGCCGCUGACGGAAUUCAUCCCGGUAAAUACACUCAUCAGGACUUUACCUUGCUGCAAACAGGUUAUGACCGCUUGACCGUUCAAAUUGUGGGUUAA
Messenger RNA from Puccinia graminis f. sp. tritici CRL 75-36-700-3, 345 nucleotides. RefSeq lists its product as uncharacterized. The record is from RefSeq and is a predicted model, not a curated record. Bases 1 to 345 code for a protein of 114 amino acids. Lineage: Eukaryota; Fungi; Basidiomycota; Pucciniomycetes; Pucciniales; Pucciniaceae. The transcript has 2 exons.